CAAGUAUUAAUGAUAACUCGUCAAGUCCUUAUACUUGGGCAUUGGAAUUCCAGAUUUAGAGCCUUCAUCCACAUACACAGCGCCGGACAACCGCUCUUUUCUACCAUGACCGCCGCUUUCCCAAUCCAGCCUGUAGCACGGUUUGCGGGCAAGAGUGAGCUGGUCAAACGGCCAAAGGAAUUUGCAUGCUUCUCAUACGAUGCCGAUCACAAGUUCUUACUUGGAGCUCAGUCAUUGAAGUGGUAUUACACACCAGACCUCAACGUCGACCUGUCCAAGGGCUUCGAGAGCUUCAUCAAACAUGACGAUAGUGUAGACGAACAUCUGGACAGCCUACUCACCACCAUAGCCGACUAUGAGCAAAAGACGUCGAAACCGAUCGAUGCUCACAUCGUAACUUGGAGAGGCAUGAUGACAAAGAUCAUGGCAGCCCCCUUUGAUGAUGACGACGGGUUUGAGAUGAAUGCUACCCUUUACAGAGGUUGCAUAUUUAUCGAAGAGAACCAUGCAUACAAACAAGCAUCGAGAGCAAACGAGCGGCCAUGGAACGGGCCAAUCCCGCAAGAAGUGAUGCAGUACUGGGGCUACAAGUUUGAGACUCUGAGCACACUUCCGAAACCAUGGGGCCAGACCUCUCGCGAUUUCAUUGAAAGCCGUCCCGAUCAUGUCGUGAACAACAAGGAGCAAUACUGCUCAGUAGUCCGUACAGGCAUUGGCAAGACCAUUCUCUGUAUCGGUGGUGAGGUUGAUGCUAUAUGGGACGACAAACCAAGGACUCAAGGCGAUCCAAUCAACUGGGUGGAGCUCAAGACGUCGGCAGUAAUCCAAAAUGAGCGCCAGGCCAAUAACUUUGAGCGUAAGCUCAUGAAGUUUUGGAUCCAGUCCUUUCUCCUAGGCGUCCCCAAGAUCAUUGUCGGAUUCCGGACGCAGGAUGGGCUGCUGGUUGAGACCAAAGAGUUCCGCACGAUGGAGAUACCGCUCAUGGUGAAGAAGAAUGGGCGGCCAAAAUGGGAUGGGGAUACGUGCGUCAACUUUGCUAACGGCUUCCUCGAGUGGCUUCGCCAUACCAUCACCGACGAGGGCGUGUGGAGGAUCAAGAGAAGGCCUCGGUCGGCAGAAAUCGAAGUGUUCAAAGUCGAGGAGGUGGGCCACGGAGACAUCAUCACAGAUGAGUUCAUGAACUGGCGGAUCAAGCUCGAGCUUCGUCAGGCACAGCCGCCUACUGAAGACAAUGAGACCGAAGAGUAAGCUGAAUUGGACGAAGCAGUACACGUCUUCUUAUGUGCAUCAGUGUCCAAUAGAAAGAAGUACAUUGGCGUUGGGCAACCC
Neurospora crassa OR74A is the source of this 1329-nucleotide messenger RNA. RefSeq names its product rai-1. NCBI's taxonomy places the organism in Eukaryota, Fungi, Ascomycota, Sordariomycetes, Sordariales, Sordariaceae. Gene Ontology annotation, biological process: nuclear-transcribed mRNA catabolic process; NAD-cap decapping. The coding region runs from base 10 to 1248 and encodes 412 amino acids. The record is from RefSeq and is a predicted model, not a curated record. Gene Ontology annotation, cellular component: nucleus; cytosol. Gene Ontology annotation, molecular function: mRNA 5'-diphosphatase activity. The transcript has 8 exons.